AUGAUCAUUCCAGAGACAAUGCCAGAUGAUCUAGGUCUGGAUGAAUUCUUCAAACUGAACGCAGAGGGCACAGAUGGUCUUGAUUUCGACAAACCUGGUGAUCCCAGUCCAACAGGAGAUCAGGAAACGUUCUCAGAUGAGGCUCAAGUAGCCAUGAUUAUUGCAGAGGAAGAAAGAAGGCGUUGUGAAACACUUCAAAACAUGCUGGAAAAAAAACAGCGUAAAAAAAAGAUAAUUCCGAAAAAGAAAUAUAAAAGAGGCGCAAUUACUGGGUCAUACGCCGACAAGUAUAAUAGAAGACAUCUUACUUCCCUGCAAAACAUGCUUGUUUUAGUGGAAUGCGAGGACGGGAUGCAGCACAGCAGCCCUAACGUUGCUAGAUGGGCAGCUCGAGUAUUCAGGCCCUCCUGCACUAAAGAAAUUUGGGGAAACCCCAGGUGUCAAAAAGGCCUUUUUGGCCCAAAUUCCAAAGCCAAAACCAGAAAGUUUUGAUUAUGAAAUUCGAAAAAACUGGAGGGAUGGAACUAUCAAAAGAAAAAGAAAAAUGGUUGUGGAUCUCAUUACCCACAAUGGAACCAAACGACCAAGAUGGGGAAAGAAUUCCCACCAACCCCAUUGGUGGCCAUUAGGCCUUCCCUUCGCAGACCCUAACAACGGCGCGAAAAGAGCUGGGGUCGAAGACCUUAAUGCAAUUAUUGCAGCAGCUGAGAAUGCUUUGCAAGGUAAAGAAGAAGAUGAUGAUGAUGAUGAUGAGUCUUUUUAA
This is a messenger RNA of Paramuricea clavata, 763 nucleotides long. The record is from the annotation of a GenBank genome assembly. NCBI's taxonomy places the organism in Eukaryota, Metazoa, Cnidaria, Anthozoa, Malacalcyonacea, Plexauridae.